This is a messenger RNA of Aspergillus ibericus CBS 121593, 1938 nucleotides long. Its product is annotated as 60S ribosomal eL32 domain-containing protein. Gene Ontology annotation, molecular function: structural constituent of ribosome; nucleotide binding. NCBI's taxonomy places the organism in Eukaryota, Fungi, Ascomycota, Eurotiomycetes, Eurotiales, Aspergillaceae. Gene Ontology annotation, cellular component: ribosome; cytosolic large ribosomal subunit. The coding region runs from base 67 to 1554 and encodes 495 amino acids. The transcript has 9 exons. The record is from RefSeq and is a predicted model, not a curated record. Gene Ontology annotation, biological process: translation.
UCAAACUCCUAUUCUUCUCUUAUUAUUUUUAUAACCCUAUUUUAUACUAUUUUUAUACAAGACAAAAUGACCAUCGGAAUAGCCAUCAUCGGCAGCGGGAAUUUCGCGAGGGAAGAACAUUUGCCUCUCCUCCACGCCUCCGAGACCUUCGAUCUCAAGGCCCUCUACUCCCGGAGUUUAAAGUCAGCAGAAACUCUCCUCGCAGAGAAGACUAUCACGACUCUCGAUGUGUAUUCUGAGGAUGCGGGGCUCGGGAAGGGAUAUGCGGAUUUACUUGCCAGGGAGGAUGUACAGGCUGUUGUUAUAGCCCUCCCGAUCACAGCACAACCAACUUUCAUCAAACAGGCCCUUCUGGCGGGAAAACACGUGUUAAGUGAGAAGCCCAUUGCCGGGGACAUGGAGUCCGCUCGGUCACUACUCUCGUUUUAUCAGACGGACGUGCUGCAUAAGGGAGCAGAGAGAAAGGUGUUGUGGGGCGUGGCGGAGAAUUAUCGGUUCCUGAGCAAGUAUCGGAGAGUGGCGGAGGAGGCGAGGAAGUUGGGACCGGUGAGGGAGUUCAAGGUCUCGGUAAAGACGUUGAUUAAACCGGGGUCGAAGUAUCAUCAAACGGAAUGGCGACGCAACCCUGCGUAUCGAGGAGGAUUCGUUCUCGAUGGAGGUAUUCAUGUCGUUGCUGGGUUGAGGCUCAUCCUGGGAAAGGAGGAUGCUCUGGCGGCCGUGUCGGCCAUGUUGAGUUUGCAGCAGGAGCAUCUGGCGCCGGUGGAUACGGUGGAUGCAGCGGUCAAGACCAAGUCCGGAGCUACUGGAACGGUGUAUCUGUCGUAUGGGGCUGCCGAGAAUGAGACAGUCUUUGAGUUCAAAUGCGACAAGGGGGUGGUGAGUCUCAAUUUGGACCGGGUGACUGCUGAUGGGGAGUCGUUCGAUGUGCCCUAUGAAGGCCGGGGUGUCAACUAUGAAUUGGCCGCGUUUGUGGAGUCGAUUCGGCAGGGUGAGUUGGAAGAAGGGCUGCGGCCGGAGGAGGCCAUGGCCGAUUUGGAGAUCAUGGAAGGGAUGAUUCUCGACUCUCUCGGGCGGCCAAACCUGAGCGCGAAUUUUCGAGAUCGAUUUCGACCCGUACGACAACUCCCAGCGCCAGCCCGCGAGACGACGACAAGGUAUAUGGUCCUCGCAAAGAAGCACGUCCCCAUCGUCAAGAAGCGCACCAAGCGUUUCUGGCGCCACCAGUCCGACCGCUUCAAGUGCGUGCCGGAGUCAUGGCGCAAGCCCAAGGGUAUCGACAACCGCGUCCGUAGACGCUUCAAGGGCAACAUUCCCAUGCCCUCCAUCGGCUACGGAUCCAACAAGAAGACCAAGCACAUGAUGCCCUCCGGCCACAAGGCUUUCCUCGUCCACAACCCCAAGGACGUUGAGCUUCUGUUGAUGCACAACCGCACCUACGCCGCUGAGAUUGCCAGCGCCGUCUCCUCCCGCAAGCGCGUCGACAUCAUCGCCAAGGCCAAGGCUCUCGGCGUCAAGGUCACCAACCCCAAGGGCCGCGUCACCACCGAGGCUUAAAUGGAUAUGGAAUGAAUGUAAAGAAAGCCCAGAAAUUUCAUCAUUUUCAUUUUCUAUUUUAAAAUUUCUUCUCUCAAUCAUCUUCAUUGAUUACACAAAUGGGAUCUGAGCUCGGGGCUAUCUAUUAUUUAUAAAGAAUGCCCGUCCAUUACCUCAUUUCACACCUUCUUGCCUAUGUGAGGUGGGGUGGGGUGGGGUGAGGUGGUGGUGGGUUAACUUGGGGACUUGCGGAGCCUUGAUUUCAUCACUCUUCUCGCGCUCUGUGGGAAUCUACUUGACGAUGACGUAUGUGCUGGAUUGCUAAACGUAUGAUGGAUGUCUGCGUUUGUGGUCGUGGCUGGUGCUGCCAGUCUGGGAAUAAAAAUUCAAAUAUCUUAUGAAGAC